AUGUACGGCUGUCAAGACGGUGCACUGCCAAUCGGAAUGGAAAAUCGUGAAAAGCAUUACACAACCUUACAAGGUAUGGUUCCCACAUCUGUAGUCUCAGCAGGAGAAGAUGAUCGAUACAAAGCUAACGGUACAUCGUCGUGCAUACGACCACUUAUUUCUUCAACCUCGAGCAACUCCCCAUGCUCUCCUCCUUGUCCUAUAUCCGACUGGGUACUGAGAAAGGGAACUCUUUCUCUUAUUGCUUCCGCAAUCUACAUCAGUUUAGUUGUAAUAUGCAUAUGUUCGUUCAUUGUUUUCUAUACUUGGGCAAAAGUGAAAGAAUUGCGUCAGUUUCCGCACUCGAUUACUUUGCUCACGACAGUUUUCUACCUGGUGACAGUGGUACAUUUUGCUAUUAUAUUUUUCGUGGGACGCCGUGGUACCUACUGCUCGCACAGCGACGCAUUGGGCACGUGGGAGAAUCCAAGUACUCUUUGUAUCGUUCAAGGUGCAGUUUAUCAUUUCACGUUUCUGACGUCUUUCUUUUUGUUUACCACGUCCGUAUCUAACUUCUAUGUGGCUAUAUGUGACCUUAAGAAGCCCGGACAAAGAGGCAUUUUGAGACGUCACUCGAAACUAGUUUUGUUUCUUGAGAUCGUCUUUGCCUUGGGUGUUUCUGCAACAAUCGUGUCCGCUAUUCUCGGCACUGUCUCUUAUCAAAUCGACCCCAUUCAAUUCAUAUGUUUACCGACUGGAAAUAGUCGGUUCUACUCGUACACAGUGCCAACUCAGGUUGCAUCAGUGAUUGCCUUUAUCAUGGCGAUACUUAUUAUAAAGCGCAUGAGACAGUCUUUUAAAUUUCAAAUCAAACAGAGAGCAAUAAACCAAGAAUUCAAAGUCGUAGGAGUCGUUAUCACUCGCCAUUUCUUGGUUCUAGUAACGGUGGCUCCACUUCUGUUUGUAUUCGCAUCUACUAUGUUUGAGGUUUACAACUACUUUUGGUCCGAAAAAAAUGACCAGGAACUUGCGAAUUACAUCUUGUGCCAAAACAGAAACAGCAGCAGUGACUGUAUUUCGGAAUUUGACGACUUGGGCGGGACACUAUUGUAUUGCACCUUUCCAGUGUCUUUGGCUAUCUUUGGCGUAUUGCUGACGAUAUAUAGCCUCUUUCCUGGACCAGCCAGAAGGCUGUGGAUCGAAUACUUUCAAAAGUGUCGGCGCCUUGUGGCAGAAACGAAGAGUAACUGGCAGAAAGGAACGCAUGAAAACAACGGUAGAAGUCGAGAACAGUCGGCGAAGAAGGACCACGAAGUCUCCGUUAAAGAUUCUAAUCCGAAACGAAAGUUCGACAGACGAGAGACAACUGUAAAAGUUAGUGAUACUUUAGAUGAAAAAGAAGACUUUAGCCUAAACGAUGAAGAGAAUAUUGAUUGUACGACAGAAGACAGUCAAAGGAGGUUUUCAAGGAGCGUCCAUUCCAAGCAUGCAGAUGCUAAUUACUGCCAAGAAUACGACCCUGUCGAAGAUGACAAAACUUGUGAAACGUGUGGCGUUUUCAAGCAACAGGAUGACGACGAGGACAACGCUUACAAAGAAACAACUCCAAAGAGUAACAAGAAAGGAAACACAGUCUCUGAAAUCCUGAUGGAAAAAGGGACAAAUGAGUCUGAAGAGGAUGGUGUUGUGGAGUAGAUGCUGGUAAUUAGCAUAAACUAAGAUGUGCACGUGGUUACAAUAUCUUUGUGACCGACGGCUGCUCGGAGCGUCAGUACUAUUGCAACUAACCUAGACAGUAUGUCAAAAUAUAAUGAACUUACAAUUUG
Molecule: messenger RNA, 1805 nt
Organism: Corticium candelabrum
Lineage: Eukaryota; Metazoa; Porifera; Homoscleromorpha; Homosclerophorida; Plakinidae
Exons: 8
Coding region: 1-1674 (557 amino acids)
Cellular component (GO): membrane
Source: RefSeq, a predicted model, not a curated record